AUGCACGGUAUUCGCAUUUCAAUCGACCGCGGAGGCACGUUCUGCGACGUGAUCGCUCAGACGUCCGACGUCCACGUCUUCAAGCUGCUGUCUGUCGACCCGCAGAACUACCGUGAUGCGCCCACAGAAGCGAUUCGAAGAGUCCUCGAGAUCGUCGAGGGGAGAUGCAUCCCCAAGGACGAGCUCUUGGACGCUUCUUCCAUCGGCUCCUGCCGCAUUGGGACAACCGUGGCCACAAACGCCCUCCUGGAACACAAGGGCGCCCGGUUUGCUCUCUUGACCACCAGGGGAUUCAGGGAUCUCAGCGAGAUAGGCGACCAGUCCCGCCCGAAGCUGUUUGACUUGAAUAUCCGCAAACCCUCCUUGUUGUUUGAUACUGUCGUUGAGAUCGACGAGCGUGUGACGCCUGAAGGAUACGAGUUGGAUCCAGCGCCUGUGCAGACAGACUGGAGGGACAAUAAUGACCCUGACCUCGUCCAUACGGCCAGUGGAGAGGUGAUUCGUAUUAUUCGCAGACUGGAUGAGGAUCAGACACGCUCUGUUCUCAGAGAUUUGAGAAAGCAGGGGUUUACGGCCGUUGCGAUUGCUUUUCUUCACUCCCAUCUUUACCAGGAACAUGAACGUCUGGCCGGUCGCAUCGCAGAAGAAGAAGGCUUCACCGUCUCUCUCUCGUCAAUAAUCUCCCCUCGGAUCAAGAUUCUGGAGAGAACCACCGCCGUCUGUACGGACGCGUACCUCUCCCCCGUCGUCAGACAGUACGUCGACAACUUCCUCGCAGGGUUCAAAUGCCCCCCGCGGAGAAUCGAUUUCAUUGCCUCGGACGGCGGCCUCCGCCUGGCACCGGGGUAUACAGGCAAUGCCGCCCUGCUGAGUGGUCCGGCGGGCGGAGUUGUGGGCGUCGCCCGAGCGUGCUAUGAUGAAGAGACCCGGACCCCGCUGAUCGGGUUUGAUAUGGGAGGCACCAGCACUGACGUCUCGCGCUUCGACGGCCGUUUCGAUCAUGUCCAGGGGGCAACCAUCGCGGGCAGACGGAUCGCCGCGCCCAUGUUGAAUAUCGCGACUGUGGCGGCGGGCGGUGGGUCGAUGCUUUUCAUCAGAAAUGGGCUACUAGUUGUAGGGCCGGAGAGCGCUGGUGCUCAUCCCGGUCCGGCCUGUUAUAGGAAAAGCGGCCCUUUGACUGUCACCGACGCGAAUCUCUUCCUUGGUCGACUGGAUGUGACGUCUUUCCCUGCAAUAUUCGGCGAAGACGCCAAUCAGCCGUUGGAUAGAGACGUCGUGGAGAAGAAGUUCACUGAACUGGCAGAAGAAGUAGAUCUCAGUCCCGUUCAGCUGGCGGCCGGGUUUAUCCAGGUCGCCAAUGAGAGCAUGUGCCGCCCAAUUCGCAACGAGACGGAGGGGAGGGGGUUCCUUACGGCUGACCACCACCUGGUGAGCUUUGGGGGCGCGGGCGGUCAACACGCCUGCUCGAUUGCCUCGAAUCUGGGCAUCAAUCGUAUUCUUAUUCAUCGCUAUGCCUCCCUGCUGUCUGCGUACGGGAUCAGUCUGGCUGAGACAACCGCAGAAAUGACUGAGCCCUCCUCGCUGACUUUAUCACAUCACAACACUCAUAACGACGAGACGAUGUCACUGCUGAGAGAGAGAGAAAAGGAACUCCAAGCUCGAUUGGAGACUGAAUUGUGUUCUCAAGGAGUCACCGAUAAGGAGUCGAUCGUGUACACUACCUUUCUCAACCUGCAAUACCGUGGAAUGGAUACUAGUCUUGCCGUCGAAGAGCCAGAAAAUGGUGACUAUUCGGCAGCGUUCACCGCACAGCAUCUCCGUGAGUUUGCUUUCACUACUCCACGAGAUAUCGUUGUCGAUAGUAUCCGGGUGCGAGCGGUGGCAAGGAGACCGCGUGAGGGUGUCCGGAUCAAUCAGAGCAUCGCUCUCGCAAAGGCAAACACCGUGUCUGCAACACCUGAGCGACAGCAAAGAGUCUACCUCGAUGAUGACUGGCAUGAUGUCCCGGUCUAUAGAUUGAGCUCACUCGCUGUGGGGGCUCAAAUCAAAGGGCCAGCCCUGAUCGCCGACGAGACUCAGACCAUUCUCGUCGAAAGCAGAUACGAGGCCAUCAUCACCGAAGAGCAUGUGGUGAUUGACCGUGGAGAGGAAGCAAAAGUUGACUCUCAAGAGACUGGAGUGUCUCCUGUCCUGCUCUCCUGCUUCGCAAACCGGUUUAUGGCGAUCGCCGAACAGAUGGGCCAUACAUUACAGCGCACCUCGAUCAGCACAAGCAUCAAGGAACGACUGGAUUUCUCAUGUGCCCUCUUCGCCCCAGAUGGCGGGCUGGUCGCCAAUGCACCACACAUCCCUGUCCAUCUGGGGAGCAUGCAGUUUGCUAUCCAAUACCAGCACGAACGGUGGAAAGACGACCUACAACCGGGGGAUGUCUUACUCACCAACCAUCCAGAGGCAGGAGGCACCCAUCUCCCGGAUCUGACAGUUGUCACACCCGCGUUCUACAACGGCGAAAUCAUCUUCUACGUCGCUUCUCGAGGCCACCAUACCGAUAUCGGCGGGAUCGGCAUCACGAGCAUGGUCCCAGACUCGACGGAGCUCUGGCAAGAAGGGAUGAUGGUGCAUUCCGCACGGAUCGUGCGAGGCGGCGUCUUUCUCGAAGAUGAAGUGCGUGCUCUCUUCGCCAAAGCGGCCGAGUAUCCGGGCUGCAGCGCGACGAGACGCUUGGGCGAUAAUCUGUCAGAUAUACGGGCCAAGAUUGCCGCCAACCAGCGCGGGAUCAGACUCUUGCAACAGCUCUGUGAUGAAUUCGGAUUACCCAGAGUCCACACGGCUAUGGAGGGGAUCCAACGCACUGCCGAAACUGCCAUCCGGACCUUGCUCAAGAAAAUGUACCACAACACCCGACUGGCGCAGCCGUUAACCGCGUCUGACUUUUUCGACGACGGCACCGAGAUCAAAGUGGCCAUCACAUUGGAUGAAGAAGGCGGUGCGUUGUUCGACUUUACCGGGACGGGGGCCCAGACGUACGGAAACAUGAACAUGCCCAUUUCCAUCACGCACUCAGCCAUUAUAUACGUGCUCCGCUGCCUGGUGGAUAUGGAGAUCCCCCUGAACCAGGGCUGUCUCAACCCAUGCACCAUCCGCGUUCCGGAGGGAAGCAUCCUCAACCCGUCGCCCUCUGUGGCCAUCUGCGGAUCCACCAUCGCUUCCCAGCGGAUCACCGACGUGCUGCUCAAGGCCCUGAAUGCGGCCGCCGACUCACAGGGCUGCGCAAACUCACUCGGCUGGGGAAUGGGCGGGAAAGAUCCCCGCAUCGGACAAGUGAUUCCAGGCUGGAAUUAUUCCGAGACCGUCGGUGGAGGGUCCGGUGCCGGACCCUCGUGGCACGGCGUAAGUGGUGUCAACGUGCAUGCGACAAACACGCGGGCAACGGAUCCAGAGGUCGUCGAACGGAGAACGCCCGUGAUCAUCACCCGAGACGAGAUCAAUCUGCACUCGGGCGGCGAGGGCUUGUUCCGCGGCGGAAACGGCAUCACGCGAGAAGUCCAGGCCAGGAUCCCUCUCACCUUCAGCAUCCUGUCUGAACGCCGUGCUACGCGGCCAUCGGGGCUCGCGGGGGGCCAACCGGGUAAGGCAGGCGUGAAUUAUGUGUUUCGGAGGAACGAGCAUGGUAAAGAGGAGAAGAUCAAUAUCGGAGGCAAAGCUGUCAUCAAGUUGAAAGCCGGCGAGAGGAUUCAGAUCAACUCUCCGGGGGGUGGAGGGUGGGGGGUGCCUCAAUGA
Messenger RNA from Penicilliopsis zonata CBS 506.65, 3780 nucleotides. RefSeq lists its product as hypothetical. Gene Ontology annotation, molecular function: 5-oxoprolinase (ATP-hydrolyzing) activity. Gene Ontology annotation, cellular component: cytosol. The transcript is spliced from 5 exons. Gene Ontology annotation, biological process: glutathione metabolic process. The coding region runs from base 1 to 3780 and encodes 1259 amino acids. The record is from RefSeq and is a predicted model, not a curated record. NCBI's taxonomy places the organism in Eukaryota, Fungi, Ascomycota, Eurotiomycetes, Eurotiales, Aspergillaceae.